AUGGGCUGUAUUGGCUCCAAAACCACCAUCGGUAAGAUUGCUUCUACCUUGCGGCGGCGGCGGCGGCAGGGGGGAAUGGGGAGGGAGUGUGUGGUUGCACCUCCGAUGUGCCAGAACCAGCCGGAGUAUGGGGGGAUGGAGGUGCCUGGAUCGUCCCUGGAGAAGAGAUUGGGUGAGGCGGGGGGGCGGGGGCUGCAGCGGAAGAGAUCGCUUAA
Podarcis lilfordi (Lilford's wall lizard) is the source of this 215-nucleotide messenger RNA. NCBI's taxonomy places the organism in Eukaryota, Metazoa, Chordata, Lepidosauria, Squamata, Lacertidae. The record is from the annotation of a GenBank genome assembly.